CAUCAACCCAUCCAAUCUACCCAAACAAUGAUUUGCCAACGGUGCCUACGGGCCUCUUCUCGCCUACGGCCUCCCCAUCGCUCUUCGAAUAUUGCUCCCUCAACCAGUGCUCUUAAUCCCGCGCCGCUGCUCCGCAUACCUCACCACCCCUUCUCCACCACCAGCCCACAGCAAACACAACCUACACAACCCCAAUCCGCCCCUCCACCGGCCGCGACCUCUUCCUCUGCUGCUCAACCCUUCACCACACCCCUAACGCCCUCCCCAGCCGCCGAAGGCACACCCACCAAGCCCGCGCCCGCCGCAUCCGUCGUCACGCUUUCCUCCGUGCCAGCAGGAACGCCGCUCAAAGGCCUAAACUUCCUAAAAAACGCGCAGGAUCCCGUGGCACUAGAGGAUUCCGAGUAUCCAAGCUGGUUAUGGGAUAUUCUGAAGAAGCAGGAAACGAAAGGGGAUGGGGUCGGCGAGGGAGAUCUGUUCUCUAAAUCAAAGAAACAACGUCGACUCGCCGCAAAGCGCAUGCGCAAGCAGGAACUCCGCGACCCGGACGCGCUGGCGCCUAAGAUCCCGAUCUACGAGCAGUCGAUUGAUUUGCCGGCUGGCAACGGUACGGUGCAGGGAGCGGUGCAGGCCGCGGCUGCGCGCAAGGAGUUGCAGAAGGCGAUGCGCGUGAAGCGACGUGGUACCAUUAAGGAGGGCAAUUUCUUGAAGACGAUGGGCUAGAGAAGAUACCUUUGUUGGGGCUGUGGGUUGGACGAAUGUAUAAAAGCUGUGUAUAUGGAUACUGCUCUUAGCUGAGCAAGAGUUGGAGUAUGUGAAGCAUGGGAGCUGAAGUGUGUCAUAUGCGAGAAAUGUACUAUACUGUUCGCCAAAGCACACCCGCAUGUACGCCUCCUCGUGUCAAAACUUGCGUCAGAUCGACCGGAACAAAGUACGAAGGGUGCCUCCCCACAAUGCCAUGUGCUCGUCUUCUUUUCUUACUCGGAAAGCCCUUCGAAGCACUUCUGGCUGGGUAUGCCUGUCUCGUUCUCAACCUCCUCAGGUCCAAUCUCGCGUCUUUUACUUUUCCAUACUUCCUCGGACUCGGUUGCCAGUCUCUUUUAGCAUCUCAAAUCCGCGACACCCCAGAUCAAGUUAGCGAUAUAGGUCAAAUUACAGUACAUCAAGAUGCA
Mytilinidion resinicola is the source of this 1172-nucleotide messenger RNA. RefSeq lists its product as uncharacterized. Gene Ontology annotation, molecular function: structural constituent of ribosome. Gene Ontology annotation, cellular component: mitochondrial large ribosomal subunit. The record is from RefSeq and is a predicted model, not a curated record. NCBI's taxonomy places the organism in Eukaryota, Fungi, Ascomycota, Dothideomycetes, Mytilinidiales, Mytilinidiaceae. Bases 28 to 723 code for a protein of 231 amino acids. The transcript has 2 exons.